AUCACGAAGAAGAGUAUCAUUGGCAAGAAUGAGCUUACAUCUGCCAUCGAGGCGGGUCGUACGAUCUGCCACGGCCUUGAUCAAUCCUCAAAAUCCUCUCUCCUUCCUCACACCAUGCAUACAGAAACGAACUGCUUUCUGGGAUUGGUCACGCAGAAAUGAACUUCCAGAUGCAACCAGAAGGCCACAAAACCCUUUGACCGAAGAAUACCUCAAGAAAAAGCCAAAAGUCCAACCUCCCACUCGUGGUGAUCUUGCAGAAUCUUCUAUUUUCGAAGAUGAAGAAAUUGCCGGACCGAAACCAACCGCCAUUACGAAAGAUGAGAAAGGUGUUGAGCAGAAACAGCUAGUCCGGAAUCCGGAUGCAAUGGCAGCAGCUUUAGACCCGGAUCCACGAGGACGACAAAGAUGGGAGCGAAAGAUGGUGAUCAGAGAGAUACACAAGCGUGGACGGUUGACGAGGGUACAACAGCUGAAGAAAGAGGAGAGAGUAGUCUUGUCGAAGAGUCACGACUUCAAGACUUCGGUCAAGAAGUUAAUGCCAUUAGCACGACAGAUUGCUGGGAAGACUGUUGAGGAAGCCAUCAUCCAGAUGCGAUUCUCCAAGAAGAAGGUCGCAAAGGAUGUCAGAGAACACCUUGAACAUGCAAAGAACGAGGCCAUUGUCCGAAGAGGGAUGGGGCUUGGUAUCAAGGACCAGGACUUUACACCUGUCCAAAUUCAAACCAAGGAUGGGAAACGUGUCAAGGUCCGGGACCCAACAACUUUGUACGUCGACCAGGCUUGGUGUGGAAAAGGACUUUUUCAACAGACCCCCGAUCACAGGGCGAGAGGAAACAUCUUUUUAAUGAAGAAUCGCACUACCAGUCUUUCGGUGGUUUUGAAGGAGGAGAAGACCCGCAUUAGGUUGCAUGAGGACCGUUUGAAGAAAGAACAGAAGAAGAAGGUCUGGGUUCAAUUGCCAAAUAGGCCAAUUACUGCCCAGAGACAGUACUACUCUUGGUAGAUUGUAGUAUAUGGAUGAAGCUAUGUACAGAAUAGAUGUAUGAUAUGCGUGUUAGCUGAUUUCCCCUUCGAAUGAUGACAUCAAGGUUACAAUGUGUAUGGCAGACAAUUGCGACUGCAAUGAGUGCU
Mollisia scopiformis is the source of this 1134-nucleotide messenger RNA. RefSeq names its product putative 54S ribosomal protein L22, mitochondrial. Gene Ontology annotation, molecular function: structural constituent of ribosome. Gene Ontology annotation, biological process: ribosome assembly; translation. The transcript is spliced from 3 exons. Bases 29 to 1006 code for a protein of 325 amino acids. The record is from RefSeq and is a predicted model, not a curated record. Gene Ontology annotation, cellular component: ribosome; mitochondrial large ribosomal subunit. Lineage: Eukaryota; Fungi; Ascomycota; Leotiomycetes; Helotiales; Mollisiaceae.